Molecule: messenger RNA, 234 nt
Organism: Microthlaspi erraticum
Lineage: Eukaryota; Viridiplantae; Streptophyta; Magnoliopsida; Brassicales; Brassicaceae
Source: the annotation of a GenBank genome assembly
AUGGCUUCAUGGAAGAAAACAAUCGCAACGCCAUUCAAGAAAGCGGCAACGUUCUUCAACCAACCGCAGCAAUCGCCGCACAACCGCCACGCAAACGCGGCGGCGAGAGAAGAACACAAGAGACGAGCGGUAGAGGAGCUUCAAGGUGACGUCAUGGCUUGUGGUUAUGAAGAUGUCCUCGUCAUGUGGUCAAUUCUUGACAAGUCAAACUCUUCAAACAAUCUCUCUUCUUGA